This is a messenger RNA of Racocetra persica, 258 nucleotides long. Lineage: Eukaryota; Fungi; Glomeromycota; Glomeromycetes; Diversisporales; Gigasporaceae. The record is from the annotation of a GenBank genome assembly.
GUUGUGGACGCAAACUCAGUAAACAAAGAUGUCAAUGACGAUGAAUACCAAUUUAAUCUCAUGUGUGAUUAUUCUGAAGAAAAAAUUGCAUCGAUAGUCUCCAACAAGAUCCCACAGUUAGAUUUUAAUGAGAUACAAGAACUUGAAAAGUCAAUAAUCGUGAAGAAUAAACAAACAAACAUUGAGGAGAAAACAUCGGAUACCAAUGAGGAGAAAAAUCUCAUUAUUAAUGAGAAGAAAAACCUUACUAGCAAUUGA